AUGGCGGAAGAUAAGUCGCAGGUCAAGAUCAGGUUUUUCACCCGUGAGAAGGAUGAAGCAUUACAUGUCCAAGAAACACCAAUGUACGCACCCAUCUCUUUGAAGAGAUACGGGCUGUCCGAAGUUGUUAAUCACCUAUUGGACUCGGAUAAGCCUGUUCCUUUCGAUUUCUUGAUUGACGGUGAGCUGUUGCGUACUUCAUUGCAGGACUACUUGACUAAGAAAGGUCUAUCCAGUGAAACUUCGCUGAAUGUAGAAUAUACCAGGGCUGUCCUGCCACCAUCGUAUUUGAACAGUUUCAGCAAUGAAGACUGGAUCAGUUCCCUAGACGUGGGCGACAACUCAAAACACAUCAUCAGUGGUUCUUAUGAUGGUAUUGUCCGUACUUGGAAUCUAUCAGGUAACGUGCAAAAGCAAUACAGUGGCCAUUCCGGUCCUAUCCGUGCUGUCAAAUACAUCUCGAACACAAGACUAGUUUCAGCCGGUAACGACCGUACUUUAAGACUAUGGAAAACCAAAAACGAUGACUUGAAAUUGACUCCGCAACAACGAGCAGCCGAAGACGAAGAUGAAGAAGCCAAUAUUGAAGAUGGUAAGACCUUGGCAAUUUUGGAAGGUCACAAGGCACCAGUCGUCUCCAUCGACGUGUCCGACAACUCCAGAAUAUUAUCUGCGUCUUACGAUAACUCCAUUGGGUUCUGGUCUACUAUUUACAAAGAAAUGAACAUCGUGGAUCCAUUAGAAGACAUAAAUAACCCAAAUAAUAAAAUAUCCACUGCAGCCAGGAAAAGAAGAAAGUUGACGAUGAAAGAUGGUACCAUCAGAAGACGUGCUCCACUAUCUCUAUUAGAAUCCCACACAGCCCCCGUGGAACAGGUGAUUUUUGACUCCACUGAUAACACCGUCGGUUAUUCCGUAUCGCAAGACCAUACUAUUAAGACAUGGGAUUUGGUCACCGCUAGAUGCAUAGACACAAGAGCCACAUCGUACUCGUUACUUUCCAUUGCACAAUUGCCCUCCUUGAACUUGUUGGCGUGCGGGUCCAGCGCCAGACACAUCACAUUGCAUGAUCCUCGUUUAGGGGCAUCUUCCAAGGUCACGCAGCAACAACUAAUUGGUCAUAAAAACUUUGUCUCUUCAUUGGACACCUGUCCCGAGAACGAGUACAUCCUGUGCUCAGGUUCCCAUGAUGGGACUGUGAAAGUAUGGGAUGUCAGAUCCACUUCUCCAAUGUACACUAUCACAAGAGAAGACAAAUCGGUUCAAAAGGGUGUUAACGAUAAAGUCUUUGCUGUCAAGUGGGCAGAAAAGGUGGGCAUUAUUAGUGCUGGUCAAGAUAAAAAGAUUCAAAUAAACAAGGGAGACAACAUCUUCAAAAAUUAA
Messenger RNA from Saccharomyces eubayanus, 1383 nucleotides. RefSeq names its product Ytm1p (gene YTM1). Bases 1 to 1383 code for a protein of 460 amino acids. Gene Ontology annotation, molecular function: protein binding. Gene Ontology annotation, cellular component: preribosome, large subunit precursor. The transcript has a single exon. The record is from RefSeq and is a predicted model, not a curated record. Lineage: Eukaryota; Fungi; Ascomycota; Saccharomycetes; Saccharomycetales; Saccharomycetaceae. Gene Ontology annotation, biological process: ribosome biogenesis.